This is a messenger RNA of Ananas comosus (pineapple), 2002 nucleotides long. RefSeq lists its product as uncharacterized. The record is from RefSeq and is a predicted model, not a curated record. The transcript is spliced from 7 exons. Lineage: Eukaryota; Viridiplantae; Streptophyta; Magnoliopsida; Poales; Bromeliaceae. Bases 319 to 1200 code for a protein of 293 amino acids.
CACAAAUCAGUUUGUCAAAGUUCGGCAGAUAGGCCCUAAGGUUGCUGGACGACAGCGCUGCUGCACAAGACGCGUGCCACUUUUUCUAGAGUCGGCUGCGCGUGCUGUUUCGGGUCAAUUCGAUCUAGUUAUCGUCGAUUUUAAAAAGUUUUCUCUUGUGUACGAUGAUUUAUCAAUCAAUUUAUUUAUAAAUGAAAUUUGAGGUGUCGAACUUUUAACGGGGCCUAGGCGGGUAGCGUGCAUCAUAAUCAACAAUUUGCUUCGUACUGGGGUUCAUAUUUACUAUUGACCUUUGGAAGACAGAUCUGCACGGGAAAUAUGGAGAGGAGAGGAGGGGGGAGGAAUGAUUUCUUCGGAUUUGGGGAUCCUUUUACUGGGUUUGGUGGCGGGAGGGAUGAUUUAUUUGGGUUUGGGGAUCCAUUUGCUGGAUUUGGGGGUUUUGGGAGACCUGGUACUGGUAGCCUCAUAUCUAGCUUCUUUGGUGGGAGGAAUCCUUUUGAUGACCCCUUCUUUACUCGGCCCUUUGGGUACCUGAUGGGCCCGAGCAUGUUUGACCCGAGGCCGGGCAUCCUCGGAGACACGGGCAAUACCGGAUUCAUUGAGCAAGCUCCGCCUCCGAGUAAACCCAGGGGUCCGGUCAUCAAGGAGCUGAACUCUGAUGAUGAAGAAGAAGAUGAGGAAGAGAAGAUUCACAAGGACAAGAAAGAUAACCCCCGAAAGCAUUCGCGGUCGAGUGAGGAGCCUGAUGUCCAGCACCCUGUUGAAGAAACGGAAGAGAAAAGGAGCCGACUUAUGGAGUAUAAGAACGAGUUUCAGAGAGCUAGUACCUCGCGAUCAAAAGCUCAUGCUUAUACUUUCCAGAGCUCAACUGUGACUUAUGGUGGUCGUAAUGCUUCUUAUUAUACUUCAUCCACGACAAGAAGAACUGGUGGUGAUGGAGUUACUGUCGAAGAAAGUAAAGAGGCAGAUACCACAACUGGCAGGGCCACCCAUAGAAUAUCUCGAGGAAUUCGUGACAAGGGGCAUUCAGUGACAAGGAAACUGAACUCUGAUGGAAGAGUUGACACUAUGCAGACAUUGCACAACCUGAAUGAAGAUGAGCUUGCUGGGUUUGAGGAAGCUUGGAAGGGAAAAGCAAGGCAGCACUUACCUGGUUGGAACCCCAGUUCUACUAGUAAGUUAAUUCAUCAAAUUGACUAAAUUUUGUUGAUUUUUCCUGUUUGCUGGUAGCAUGGUCAAUCUACAACCCGUAUUUUGAGUUCUUGUAGGGCAAAAGUUUCGGAUCAAACAAUCACAUUAGGAUCAUAUAAAAUUGCUACCAUUUGCAAAUCAAUCAAUCCAACUUAUAACUCAUUCUCUUAAUGAUUGUCCGAUCUGGGAAAGAGGUUGUAAUAUAUGACUGGUUGAUUCCUUGAUGCAUCCUAAUUAGAAACAAUACUGACCGGAAUCCAGUCAUAAAGAAAUUUAAUUAUUGAAGGAACCUAGCAUUGAAGAGAAGUGUAAUGUAAUGAUGGAACAACUAAAGCUAUAAUUAUCGAGAGCAAAGCAUGUACAGAAGGUCAAAAUUAUGGCUGUGUAAACUUUGCCCAAAACAUUGUUGCCAAAUGCGAGUGUCUCGCUAACUUGGACGCUCGAUCAAGAUAAACCCCAUCAGCACCUUACCACCUUUAAGGCUGAGCACUUAUCUUUGCACCUAGCUAAGUGCCUUAGGCCGAGUAGGUGACUAUGGUAUGCUCUUUGUUUGGUGUAUUGGGCUUUACAUUUCUCUCACUUCUAUUUUCUAACUUACAAAUAAGUGCAAGCGUGGGUGGAUGAGAGUGAACAAUUUUAUUAUGUUUAGUUUUUACUCAUUUGUCCUACCUAACUUACCUUGAGUACGUCAAGAAGAGCACAAAGUGAAGCUAACUUAGAGCUUGAUGCCAAAACUUGCUGUGAAAAAGUAAAAAAUUGACUAAUAUUCCAGUUGCUUAACCUUUAUAGCACUGAAAAGUCUAUAUUUCAA